Messenger RNA from Chenopodium quinoa (quinoa), 885 nucleotides. RefSeq lists its product as uncharacterized. NCBI's taxonomy places the organism in Eukaryota, Viridiplantae, Streptophyta, Magnoliopsida, Caryophyllales, Amaranthaceae. The transcript is spliced from 2 exons. Bases 1 to 885 code for a protein of 294 amino acids. The record is from RefSeq and is a predicted model, not a curated record.
AUGACGGUCAUGCGAGAGCAAAUGGAGCGCAAGCAAGAAGCGCCGGCCAAGGGAGCUGAGAAAAAAUCUCCUCAGCAAGACUCGACCGGCCAAAAGAAAGAAGGAAAAAAGAGAAAGGAAGUCAAGGUGGCUGACGCCCAAUCACAGAAGUCCAAGAAGGUCAAGGCGUACGAGCCUCAGUUUGAAUUCAACAAGGAUUGUUAUUCUAUCUUGAUGGAAAUCAAGGAUAAGUUUGAGUUUGAGAAGCCACAGCCGCUGAGAGGCCCGGCUCAGUAUAGGAACAAGAACAAGUAUUGUCAUUACCACAAGGACGUGGGACAUGACACAAAUGAUUGUAUCAACUUAAAGAGACUGCUGGACAAGUUAGCCGAGAAGGGCAUGCUGAAUUCAUAUGUGAUGAAGUCCAAAUUCACUUACACACGGACAAACAACACGUCCGAGAAAAGACAGAAGAAUGAUAAUAACAAAGAUAAAGAAGAUGAUGGCAACAACACUGAUUCAGGCUUUGUGGCCGUGAUAUCAGGAGGAUUUGCUUCAGGCGGCCCUACUAUGAGGGGGAUCAAGCAGAACGCCCGGAACUUGGGUAAAGUAAUGCAAAUGGAUUCAGUGAAGGCCGAACCUUUCCCCGAAGUAGUCAUCAGUGAAGCUGAUCGGGGGGAGGUCAAAGCCUUGCACAAUGAUCCCAUGGUAUUCAUUAUUAAGAUAGCCAACUGGAAGGUCGGACGAAUAUUAAUUGACACGGGUAGCUCGGCUGAUAUCAUCAGCCUGGCCGCCUUGAAAAAUCUAAGCUUCCCAGAGGAUGCUCUCCAGGACAUCCCUCACCCGUUGGUUGGAUUUGAGGGGAAUGUCAUCCACCCAGUGGGACGGAUUGACUUACCUGUCUGA